UGAACUCUCUUCGUCGCGGUAAGUUCGUUCACACCGGUUUUGUCAUGUUAUUUCAUAUUAAGUCCUGAAAAACGUAAAUCAAAUCAAUUGGACAUCAUUUAAACUCUCAUCAAGCACCCUCCUCGUAUUUGUAAAAAUCAUGGAAAUUCUCUUGUUACGAUUCAAAUGUUCCUGGCCGUCAGUCAUCAGAAAACAUCCGUGCUGAUGAAAUAUUUACACAUGAACCUCUAUUGUAGGAUCGUGAACGAACUAUUACAUGUUACUUGAGAGGGUUUUAAAUUGAUAAUACCCAGUUGUAUUUCACGAUCGCCGAUACCAAACGGUUCCUAGUUGUUUUUACAUAGAUGGUCUAAAAUCACGUUUAGCGCGCUUCUCUGUUCACAAAGGAAUUAUUUUUCAAACCAGUCAAACUGGUUUUUGUGUUUUGGGAAAACUGGUUUCUAUUUAUUCUUCGUCCCUCGCUUUAUGAGCCUUCAGACGAAUUGUGUCUUUGAGCCUUGGCGCGUAUUCAGAGCGAUGCGAUCGUAAUGCCAAGACAAGAUAGAAAAGGCGACGGUUUAGUAACUCUGAAUCUAACAGCCAGCCCUGAGAAUGGGUACGAUGAAGCGGAAGAGGGCAAGCUCGAUUUCGACAGAGACGCAGCAAGCGAGGAGGUGGAUGUGGUAAAACCGCAGACUUGGGGAAACAAAGCUGAAUAUAUUCUCGCUACUAUCGGGUUCGCGGUUGGAUUUGGGAAUUUAUGGAGAUUUCCGUAUUUAUGUCAGAAAAAUGGAGGAGGUGCGUUUCUAAUUCCAUACUUCAUCAGCCUGAUCCUCCUGGGGAUUCCUCUCUUCUUCCUCGAGCUUGCCAUCGGCCAAGGCCUCCGUCAGGGUCCCAUCGGUGUGUGGAAAGCUAUUCAUCCCUACCUGGGUGGUGUGGGGCUGGCUUCGGUGGUCGUAUGCGUCCUGAUCUCUAUGUACUACAACAUGAUCAUUGCAUGGUGUUUCUAUUAUCUUUUUGUGUCGUUUCAAGACCCCCUCCCGUACUCUACUUGCCCCAGCGGCGUGAACUGUACGGUGAAUGAGGAAUGCAAACUGGCCGGUCGAACACAGUAUUUCUGGUACACUAAAGCCCUUGGUACAACAACCUCCAUCGAGGAUAUGGGUGAUUUCCAGUGGCAUCUUUGCCUUGCACUAGUGUUGGCAUGGAUUGUUCUGUUUUUGUUUGUCAGCCGUGGUGUCCAGUCUGCCGGAAAGGCGUUGUAUGUCACUGCCACCUUACCAUAUAUCGUGCUGGCCAUCUUCUUUGGUAGAGCUGUUACAUUGAAGGGGUCAUUAGAUGGAAUCAUACACAUGUUCAAACCUCAGUUCUCCAGAUUGACUUCACCUUUAGUAUGGCUAGAGGCUGCAACUCAAGUGUUUUUUUCUGUUGGUGUUGGUUUUGGGACCCUCAUUGCGAUGGCAAGUUACAACCCAGUACAUAACAACUGUCGGCGAGAUGCCAUUCUUAUUUCUUUGACUGAUAGUUUGACCUCAGUCUUUGCUGCUGUUGUUGUUUUCUCCGUUCUCGGCUUCAAGGCACAUGGAUCGUACGACGAAUGUUUGAGUCUAUACGGUGGCGCAAACAAUACUCACCUUCCACUUGGAAUAACAAUUGAGGAAAAAUGCCAUAAUCUAACAUAUUGGCUUUCUGAGUCGUUUCAAGGUCCUGGCCUGACGUUCAUAGCUUUCACUGAAGCCAUCCUGAAGCUUCCCUUGUCUCCACUGUGGUCUGUGCUAUUCUUCUCCAUGUUGUUGUCUCUCGGGCUCGGGAGCAUGUUCGGUAUACUGGAGGGUGUGCUUAAUUCCCUGCACGACCAGAGGUUGAUUCCUCUGCGAAAAGAAGUACUGACAGGUCUAACGUGUCUUGUGUGUCUGGCGGUUGGACUGCUCUUCUGUCAGACGUCAGGAGAGUACUGGCUGCAGAUGUUUGACAGCUUUACAGGAACACUUCCGCUUCUGUUCAUCUGCUUCUUUGAACUUGUUGGUGUUUCAUGGGUCUACGGCGCCAACAGGUUUUACGACGACAUCGAGUACAUGCUCCACAUACGACCUGGCUUGUACUGGAAAAUAACUUGGAGAUUUGUGUCCCCUUCGAUAGUUUUGGUCAUCUUUGUCUGGAGCGUGUUAAACCUUGGACUAAAACCGAUUACUUAUUCGGUUUGGAACAGCAAGGAGGGCGACGUCAAGAAUGUGGAGUUUCCUAGUUGGUGUUUCUUUGUCAUUGUGUUUCUCAUCUGCGCCUCUUGUCUUUGUAUACCAGCGGUGUUCUUUCUAAGACUGUACCAAAGAGUGACCUCAACGAGAAGGAGAGGUACGGAGAUUGUGCGUGACUUGCUGGAAUCGUCUGCAAAGAAACCGCCUGAGAAGAACACAGAAUGACUUACAUCUUUUAAUCUCAAAGAGAUUCCAGUUUUAAUGUCAUAAACAUAGAAUAAAACGGUAUCAGUUCUCAGGUCUCUGAGAGUGGCGCGGCGCAAACUGAAUGCUAAAUGCUCUAUUUCUGUGAUGUUUCGCUUUCAAAUGAUGCUACAGAGACAACUCCUUUGCAGAAGCCUCAACCGUUUUGAAGAGCAAAAGCGAUGCAGAGAAGAGAGCUAAGAAUGAAGAAUCAAAUGAACUCAGUAGAAUUUUCAGCUAUCACAACAUUCAUUUCUUUGCCAAACACACAUGUCAUCACUCAAGUCGUCUGAAUGUCUAACCACAUUACCCACAUAUACUUUGUUUGGCGAACCAGGAGUUUCAAAAUUCCUAGAAAUAUAUGACCCAUACCGGGCGCUUUUCAUUAAAACGGUGGGAGAGUCACAUUUAAGAAUUAACAGACUCUUUCCUGCCAAAUUUAUACUUUCCUCGUAUCGUACCCGACUUACACACUGUUAAUUCACAUCAAAGGAAUUACGAUUGGUGAAACCAAACAAUUUAUCCUAACAAAUCCUAAGGUAGAAUGUCUUUUACUAAACGUAAAAUUUACUCUGUGAUUUCUACGUUGUGCAAAGUAUAAAUACCGUAUCAUCAUGUGUUAAAAUUAAAAGGUACGGGUAACACUUUUCUGUAAAAGAUAUAUUUAGAAAUUAAAUUCUAGGAACGUGUGGCGGAUAUGACGCCGACAUCAUACUGAUAUCUUGAUAUGUAAAGCGACAGAAACUAAAAUACCCCUUGUGAACACAUUUCACUUUUCUGCCUAUUAUUGGUUUCGAACUAAGGAAAAUAAAUCUGAUGGGUCAAACCGACCAAGAAGGG
Molecule: messenger RNA, 3257 nt
Organism: Stylophora pistillata
Lineage: Eukaryota; Metazoa; Cnidaria; Anthozoa; Scleractinia; Pocilloporidae
Product: sodium-dependent neutral amino acid transporter B(0)AT1
Biological process (GO): nitrogen compound transport; sodium ion transmembrane transport; amino acid import across plasma membrane
Cellular component (GO): plasma membrane
Molecular function (GO): amino acid:sodium symporter activity
Source: RefSeq, a predicted model, not a curated record